This is a messenger RNA of Syzygium oleosum, 1441 nucleotides long. RefSeq names its product alcohol dehydrogenase 1-like. Gene Ontology annotation, cellular component: cytosol. The record is from RefSeq and is a predicted model, not a curated record. NCBI's taxonomy places the organism in Eukaryota, Viridiplantae, Streptophyta, Magnoliopsida, Myrtales, Myrtaceae. Gene Ontology annotation, biological process: formaldehyde catabolic process. The transcript is spliced from 10 exons. Bases 89 to 1231 code for a protein of 380 amino acids. Gene Ontology annotation, molecular function: S-(hydroxymethyl)glutathione dehydrogenase [NAD(P)+] activity; zinc ion binding.
CUCUUCUUCACAUCCAAGAAACAAGAAAAAACUCCAUCUUUAUCUAGUCAUCAAAGUCGAGAGAAAGCGAGGAAAGUUGCUGUAAAAGAUGUCGAGCACUGUCGGGAAAGUCAUUCGUUGCAAAGCUGCUGUGGCAUGGGAAGCAGGAAAGCCACUGGUACUCGAGGAAGUGGAGCUUGCCCCUCCACAGGCGAUGGAGGUUCGUGUGAAGAUCCUCGUCACUGCCCUCUGCCACACAGAUGUUUACUUCUGGGAGGCUAAGGGACAAACCCCUGUGUUUCCCCGCAUAUUCGGUCAUGAAGCAGCUGGCAUUGUGGAAAGCGUUGGUGAGGGCGUGACAGAACUUAAACCUGGUGAUCAUGUGCUUCCCGUGUUCACUGGGGAGUGCAAGGAGUGUCGGCACUGCAAGUCCGAGGAGAGCAACAUGUGUGACCUCCUCAGGAUAAACACGGACAGAGGGGUGAUGCUGAACGAUGGCAAGUCGAGGUUUUCAAUCAAUGGGAAGCCCAUUUAUCAUUUCGUUGGGACUUCGACUUUCAGCGAAUACACUGUGGUUCAUGUUGGUUGCCUGGCUAAGAUCAACCCGGCUGCUCCCCUUGACAAAGUCUGUAUUCUCAGCUGCGGGGUCUCCACUGGUCUUGGGGCGACCCUGAAUGUUGCAAAACCCCCAAAAGGUUCAACCGUUGCGAUAUUUGGGCUAGGAGCUGUUGGCCUUGCCGCUGCUGAAGGCGCCAGAAUUGCUGGGGCUUCAAGAAUUAUUGGGGUUGAUCUAAAUCCGGAAAGGUUCCUCCCAGCCAAGAAAUUUGGAGUUACCGAGUUUGUGAACCCAAAAGAUUAUGAGAAGCCUGUUCAAGAGGUGCUUGCUGAAAUGACCGGUGGAGGAGUCGACCGAAGCGUCGAGUGUACUGGAAGCAUCAGCGCUAUGAUUUCCGCAUUUGAAUGUGUCCACGAUGGAUGGGGCAUGGCCGUGCUCGUUGGCGUGCCAAACAAGGAUGACGCCUUCAAGACCCACCCGAUGAACUUGCUGAAUGAGAAAACGCUCAAGGGCACCUUCUUCGGUAACUACAAACCGCGCACUGACCUCCCUAAUGUCGUCGAGAUGUACAUGAGGAAGGAGCUUGAACUGGAAAAAUUCAUCACUCAUGAGGUGAGUCUAUCAGAAAUCAACAAGGCCUUCGAGUACAUGCUCCGAGGCGAGUCUCUCCGGUGCAUUAUCCGGAUGGAUGCGUAGUGCGCCACUGAUCUGCUGUCGGGUUUCGUAAUGUGGGAGUGCCAAUAAAUUCAGCUUGACAUAUGAGAAAAGAAAUACAGAAUGCGGAAGAACGUUCCUUUUCUUUCCUUUUCUGUUUUAUUUCUCGUGCCUUUCGCCUUGGUUUUCUUCCUCAGUACAUGAUGCAAAUAAUACUGUAAUAGAGUUGCAGAAGUCAUUGAGCUUUCUCUU